Paraphaeosphaeria sporulosa is the source of this 684-nucleotide messenger RNA. RefSeq lists its product as uncharacterized. Bases 1 to 684 code for a protein of 227 amino acids. The record is from RefSeq and is a predicted model, not a curated record. The transcript is spliced from 4 exons. NCBI's taxonomy places the organism in Eukaryota, Fungi, Ascomycota, Dothideomycetes, Pleosporales, Didymosphaeriaceae.
AUGGUACCUUUGGGAGUUAUACGGCAUGCGAUACAUGAUCGCCUUGAUGUGUACGCAAGUGCUCGGUCUUCUGCUGCCACCGAUGCACCAGAGCUGAAUCUCGGCGGUGGCCGGACUUGGAACCUUUCAUUUGUCUUCAAACAAGGUCAUAGUCGAUAUACAGGUUUCCCCGGGACAGCAUUGGCAUUAGUAAUUGAAGAGACUUUGGACGAGAAUGGCAUGCUGUUGCUCUCUAUCCAGUGGUUCGACACCAAAGACUUUGCCGGCGGUGCGACCAUCGGCUUCGUUGGAUUCACAUGUACCGAACCUCCUGUCCCUGGUAUCCAUAGGAUAAAUUUUGGACACGGAUGGAUCAACCCUGCGCCGGUCCACGAAAUUGGUCAUGUGCCGGGCGACAACUUGGUUGCGGACCGGUGCCACAACGUCGAAGACUUCAACGAGAAAUUUGAGAAGCUCUGGUCCGAGAAAUCUGACGCGACGUGGAGUGAUCUUUGCGACAAUAUUGCCUACGCACUUAGGCUCGUUAUGUACGCGGGCAUUCGACUGGAGAUCCACGGACGCGCCAAGGGCGAACUCAUUAAUGGGAAGUUGCAGAUUACGGUGAAAACUACGACCCUAAAGGCACCAGGCACUACCGCAGUGAUGUGUUUUUGGCAGAUGAUGUGGACUGUCUCCCACGGUUGA